Molecule: messenger RNA, 1726 nt
Organism: Aspergillus ibericus CBS 121593
Lineage: Eukaryota; Fungi; Ascomycota; Eurotiomycetes; Eurotiales; Aspergillaceae
Product: putative MFS transporter
Exons: 3
Coding region: 149-1639 (496 amino acids)
Biological process (GO): transmembrane transport
Cellular component (GO): membrane
Molecular function (GO): transmembrane transporter activity
Source: RefSeq, a predicted model, not a curated record
CCCAUGGUUGCUUUUCCUGCAGGAUCCUGCAUGCAACCCCCCUUCCUGUCCCUUGGCCGAGUCUUGUUCUCUCCCCUGCAUUGAAUCGGCUCUUUUUCUUUUUCUCCUCUUCCCCUUCCUUGUCUGUACCCAGAUUCACGUUUCUGACAUGGAGGAGAAAACCCCCGAAGCCUUCUCUCAGGCACUGCCUGCGGAUCGCACUGAUGAUGCCGUGCAAUACCUCCAGGGCCAUGAGGCGGGCCCGGACGCCUCCCAGGUUGAUCUCCGGGCUCUACGUCGGAAGAUUGAUUUGCACCUGAUGCCUUAUAUGUUCUGCUGCUAUGUUUUGCAGUUCCUGGACAAGGUGAUGCUGAACUAUGCCGCCGUCAUGGGGAUGAAGACCGAGUUGCACCUGAAGGGCAACGAGUACACCAAUGUGGCGACCUGGUUCUUUUUGGCUUAUCUGAUUGCAGAGGUUCCCAACAUCUACUGUCUCCAGAAAGUCCCUGCGGCCAAAUGGCUGGGAGCCAACGUUGCCCUAUGGGGCGUGGCCGCUGCUGCAUCUGCAGGCGCCAAAAACUACGCGACUCUGCUGACGGCUCGUGUCUUCCUGGGCAUCUUCGAGGCGACCAUCGGCCCGUCGCUGAUGCUGAUCAGCAGUCAAUACUAUACCAAGUCUGAGCAGGCCCCAAGAUACACAUGGUGGUACAACGGUCUCGGUGUGGCCCAGAUCAUCGGUGGACUGGUCUCGUAUGGCUUUCAGCAUGUUCAUCACGGCGCUGAAGUUUCCGGAUGGCGGAUCAUGUUCAUCGUGAUCGGAUGUCUGACGAUCGUGAUCGGUGUUCUCACCCUGUUCUUCAUCCCGGACACUCCCAUCAAGGCCAAAUGGCUGUCCGAGCAAGAAAAGGUGGCUCUCCUGCAGCACGUCAGUGUCAACCAGACCGGCGUGUGGAGCACGACCUUCAACUUCAAGCAGAUCCUGGAAGCUGUGCUGGACAUUCAACUCUGGCUGCUCGUCCUGAUCACCAUUCUCAUCUCCGUCUCCAGCGGCGUCGUAACCACCUACUCCGCCACCCUAAUCGCCGGCUUCGGCUACCCAGGCCCCAUCUCCGCCCUCCUAAACAUGCCCUCCGGCAUCAUCAGCAUCUUCUUCACCCUGCUCGUCGGCUUCGGCAUCCGUAAAACCUCCCACCGCUGGGCCUGGAACGCCUUCUGCACCAUCCCAGGCAUCAUCGGCGGCGCACUCCUCUCUUUCCUCCCCAAGAGCGACAAAGCCGGUGUGCUUAUCGGCAUUUACCUCGUCAACGCCAUCGUCGCUACCCUCCCCAUCCUCUACCAAUGGACCAUGGCCAACUGCGCCGGCCACACUAAGCGCGCCUUUAGCAGUGCGCUUGUCGCGGGCUCCUUCUCGGUGGGAAAUAUCAUCGGUCCGCAGACGUUCCAGGCCCGUGAUGCGCCGGAGUAUCGUCCCGCUAAGAUUGCGGUUUUGGCGACUCAGGCUGCCGCGGCGGUGAUGUCCGUCGUACUGUUUGCGUAUUAUGUGCGGGAGAAUAAGCGCAGGGAUCAGCGCUAUGGAAAGGUCGAGGAUUCCAUGGUCGAUGAGGCGAAGUGGGCGGGGUUGACGGAUAAGGAGAAUACGCGAUUCCGUUAUGUUUAUUAGGUUAAUGGGUGCUGUCGAGGGGUUGUUGAUGGUAUUGGGAUUGAUAUCGUAUCCUGUUGGUUAAUAAUAGUGUUGUAUAUAUCUGAC